AUCUUAAAUAUUGUACUUUCUAUACAAAUUAUUCAUUUUAUAAUUCAGGAUGGAUGAAGAGCUCAGAAAAAUCGCGGUACAAUUAUUUGAAAUUGACGCGUUAAGAUUUGGCAGCUUCGAAACACACGCAGCUGGUAUUCUGACACCGAUAUGGUUCGAUCUGCGCGUGAUUAUAUCACAUCCGCAUUUGUUGAAGUCUGUGUCUAGUAUUUUGUGGAAAUUUGCUGCAAUAAACAGUAAGGGUAUUUCCAAAAUCUGUGGCGUCCCGUAUACAGCAUUACCAAUCGCGACACUGAUAUCCGUCGAAGCAGACGUCCCAAUGUUGAUGAAACGAAAAGAGGCCAAGACCUACGGAACGAAGAAGUUAAUCGAAGGCCAGUUCAACACAGGUGAUACUUGCACUAUCAUUGAAGAUGUGGUGGCGACCGGAAGUAGUGUUUUGAGGACUGCUAAGGAUUUGAUAAACGAGGGAUUGAAGGUACAGGAAGCGUUUGUAAUUUUGGACAGAGAACAAGGAGGGCGGAAGAAUCUUGAAGAAAACGGUAUACAAAUGAGGAGCCUAUUUACCCUCACUAGUCUUAUGGAAUAUCUUGUGCAAGCUGAUAAAAUCACACCAGUUAUGGUACAAGACGUCAAAGAUUAUUUGCAGCGAGAUCAAGAAUUGCUGGAUAAUUAUAUAAAAGAAAAGUCUCCAAGACUGAAUACAUCCUAAUUGGAAACUGAUUUCACAGACGAUGCAAGACUUGUCGAAUGUUUAAUUUAUCUUGCGGUUUGUUCGACGAGACACGAUGUUCAACCCCUCGCAUCUACAUCGGUUUUUCAAUUCAUUUAAAUUGCAUAUCCGGGUGACACAAAUUCCCAUUGUAGUGCGUGCGAAGGGUUAAAGCAAAAACUACUUUCAGUGCUCUACAAUAGUGGAUACCUAAAAAAAACGAGUACAAUUGUGAAAUCGGAAAUAGAAUUGAAGGAUUGCAA
Diprion similis is the source of this 975-nucleotide messenger RNA. Its product is annotated as uridine 5'-monophosphate synthase-like. Gene Ontology annotation, molecular function: orotate phosphoribosyltransferase activity; orotidine-5'-phosphate decarboxylase activity. The transcript has 3 exons. Bases 50 to 712 code for a protein of 220 amino acids. Lineage: Eukaryota; Metazoa; Arthropoda; Insecta; Hymenoptera; Diprionidae. Gene Ontology annotation, biological process: pyrimidine nucleobase biosynthetic process; UMP biosynthetic process. The record is from RefSeq and is a predicted model, not a curated record.